UCAACUCUUAAGCCAUUCUAAUUAAUAACUCCUAGUGUUUUAUUUAGUUUCACACCCUUGAUUCUAGCUGUCUAUAAAUAUAGUGUUUGUCUUAAUCCUUUUCAUUACAACAGCCCAUUAUCCUAUAUCAAAUUAAUUAACCCUCUGGCUAGUUUGAAAUCAAAAUGGCAAAGCUUACUUCACUGGUUUUGAUUUUCAGUUUAUUAACUGCAAUCGUUUUGCUAUCAUCAUGCCCAGCAAUGUCUGAAGAAGUUGAGGACGAGACUGAGUUUAAUUACGAUGAAGCAAGUCCGCUAGGACCACCGAAUUGGGGACACAUUAAACCCAACGAAUGGUUUUUGUGCAAAAAUGGAACAAUGCAAUCUCCAAUUGAUUUGAGAGAUGAGGUGGUUCAAAUAUCAAAUUUAGGACCACUUCAGACCAACUACAAUCCCUCUAAUGCAACUCUUAAAAACAGGGGUCAUGAUGUCAAGGUUGAAUUGAUGUCGAACUCAAGCUAUCUACAAAUUGAUGGAACACAGUAUGAACUUCUACAGUUCCAUUGGCAUACUCCAUCUGAACACACCAUCAAUGGUGUAAGGUUCGAUCUAGAGUUACAUUUGGUACAUCAAACUCCAUUGAAUGAAACGGCAGUGAUUGGAGUAUUAUACACAAUUGGAAUGCCAGAUCCUUUCUUGUCAUUGUUGGAAGAUGACUUGGAGGCAAUUUCUAAUAACACUGCCGGGGAAGAAAGAGCAGUGGGAGUAAUUGAUCCUAAUCAGAUUAAUUUCAACACAACAAAGUAUUAUAGAUACAUGGGUUCUCUAACUACACCCCCAUGCAGUGAAAAUGUUACUUGGACGGUCAUUAAAGAGGUGAAAUCUGUUUCACAAGAGCAAAUCGAAUUGCUUCAAGCUGCUGUUCAUGAUGACUAUGACUAUAAUGCAAGACCAUUGCAGCCAUUAAACAACCGCUUAGUGCAGCUGAACUGUUAUGGAGCUGGCCCAUGAGUAUGAUAAGAAAACUUAGUAUUCAUCAUAGUCUAUACUAUAGAUUCUUCUAUUUAGGAUGAGUCGAUUUUAAUUGUAAUAAGCAUGAAAUGUCACUCUAGAAUUCAGGAGAAUUCUGUUAUGCCAUGUUCUAUAUGCAUUGUAAAAUAAUCUAUGAUGAAAAGUAUGAAGUUACCCUAGACGAAUAGCAAUAUUUCCUUUA
Molecule: messenger RNA, 1191 nt
Organism: Medicago truncatula (barrel medic)
Lineage: Eukaryota; Viridiplantae; Streptophyta; Magnoliopsida; Fabales; Fabaceae
Product: alpha carbonic anhydrase 7
Exons: 7
Coding region: 165-989 (274 amino acids)
Biological process (GO): one-carbon metabolic process
Molecular function (GO): carbonate dehydratase activity; zinc ion binding
Source: RefSeq, a predicted model, not a curated record